This is a messenger RNA of Olea europaea var. sylvestris, 669 nucleotides long. RefSeq lists its product as uncharacterized. The transcript has 2 exons. Gene Ontology annotation, biological process: DNA repair; telomere maintenance. The coding region runs from base 1 to 669 and encodes 222 amino acids. The record is from RefSeq and is a predicted model, not a curated record. Gene Ontology annotation, molecular function: DNA helicase activity. Lineage: Eukaryota; Viridiplantae; Streptophyta; Magnoliopsida; Lamiales; Oleaceae.
AUGUCUCUUUGCUACACUUCUUACGUUUGCAACCCUAAUCAUUCAAAGCUAUUGUGGGAUAAGUUUAAGGUCUAUAUGAUCGAUGACUACGUACAUCAAAAUAUACCUACAAACAUUGUUGAAAUGCAAGUUUUAAAAGACAUUAGUUAUAUUUUGGAAUCAUUGGGUAAAACCAUAAAUGAUUAUGCAAUGGUGUCAUUCAAUGUAAAUAUAGAUGAAAUUGAAAGGUCGAGAAGUAUGGUUCAAGAGGAGACAACAAAUUUUGAUACUCAAGGACUUACUUGUGUAUGGUCACAAAAUUUAAUUGCUUUGGCAACAGCAUCAUCUGGAGUAUCUGUAUCUCUUUUACCUGGAGGUCCAACUGCUCAUUCAAGAUUUAAGAUACCUUUGGAAACAGUCGGUGAAAUAUGUUGUUCUGUUAGCAAACAAUCGGCAUUAGGAACUUUGUUGAAAAUGUCUAGGUUAAUUAUUUGGGAUGAAGCACCGAUGGUCAAUCGUUCUGCUGUAGAAGCUGUAGAUAAAAUACUAAGAGAUAUUACCGACUGCAAUUUACUCUUCGGUGGGAAAGUUGUAGUUCUAGGAGGAGAUUUUUGUCAAAUUCUCCCAGUUGUACGGAAAGGGAAAAAGCAUGAUAUAAUGAAAGCUAGCUUAAUUUUUUCAGACUUGUGA